Molecule: messenger RNA, 4538 nt
Organism: Syngnathus typhle (broad-nosed pipefish)
Lineage: Eukaryota; Metazoa; Chordata; Actinopteri; Syngnathiformes; Syngnathidae
Product: AP-3 complex subunit beta-2
Exons: 26
Coding region: 259-3726 (1155 amino acids)
Biological process (GO): vesicle-mediated transport; intracellular protein transport; anterograde synaptic vesicle transport
Cellular component (GO): AP-3 adaptor complex; membrane coat
Source: RefSeq, a predicted model, not a curated record
CAGGCGGAAACGGAUCACUCUAAAAUCCCGUUCGGAUCAACGCGUCGCCACGGAGACGUCCUUUCUUUGCAGGAAGUGGAGCACUUCUGAAGAAGCUUGUUGCGUCAUCCCUUGCGUGAAAUGUCCUCACUGGAACAGAAAAUCGUGACGUUCUAGCUCUUUUUGGAAUCCACUUGAGAGGACCUGUCAGUCUUGAUCACUUGUCUGCUUCAUUGAGGAUCCUGCAAAGUUUUCAUAGAGAAGAAAAAAACCCAGAAGAUGACUGCCAUGCAGAAGCUGCUGCAGCUGCCCGUGAACGCGGUAAACAUGGUGAAGACGGUGCAGAGUCAGGUGCAAGGCCACGAGGAGGACAAGAGCCCGGUGCUGACCCCCGAUGGCGGGCAGCAGACGUGGUACAACGCCGUCAGGCCCGAUGAGCUGCGCCACCUCCGCUCAGGGAGCAGCGGUGGCGGUGAUGGAGGGAGAGAUCAGGAGGAACGAGCGCCACUGGAAGAAGGUGGCAGUGGUAAUGGGAGUUCCCAAAGUCAACCUUUGCGGCACGACGACCUGAAGGAGAUGCUGGACAGCAACAAAGACUCUCUCAAGCUGGAAGCCAUGAAACGCAUCGUAGCCAUGAUCGCUCGAGGUAAGAAUGCGUCCGACCUCUUCCCAGCGGUGGUGAAGAAUGUGGCCUGUAAAAAUAUUGAGGUGAAGAAGCUGGUCUACGUUUAUUUAGUGCGCUACGCUGAGGAGCAGCAGGACCUGGCGCUGCUCUCCAUCUCCACCUUCCAGCGAGGCUUGAAGGAUCCCAAUCAGCUAAUCAGAGCCAGCGCGCUGCGAGUUCUCUCCAGCAUCCGAGUCACCAUCAUCGUUCCCAUCAUGAUGCUGGCCAUCAAAGAAGCCGCUUCCGACAUGUCCCCUUACGUCCGCAAAACUGCCGCCCACGCUAUUCCUAAGCUCUACAGUUUGGAUCCAGAACAGAAAGACCAGCUGAUCGAAGUCAUCGAAAAACUCCUGGCUGACAAAACCACGCUGGUGGCAGGCAGCGUGGUCAUGGCCUUUGAGGAGGUGUGCCCGGAGCGGAUCGACUUGAUCCAUAAGAACUACAGGAAACUGUGCAACCUCCUGAUUGACGUGGAGGAGUGGGGCCAAGUGGUCAUCAUCAACAUGCUGACGCGCUACGCCAGGACGCAGUUUCUUAACCCCAACAUCAACGAGAACCUUCUGGAAGAGGGCUGCGACAAAACCUUCUACGGCUCGGACGGUAACGACGACGAUGAGGAGGACAAAGACAAGGGCGAGGCCGCCGCCUUGGCCAAAAGGAAGCCUUACGUGAUGGAUCCCGACCACCGGCUGCUGCUGAGGAACACCAAGCCGCUCCUCCAGAGCCGCAACGCAGCCGUGGUGAUGGCCGUGGCUCAGCUCUACUUCCAUCUUGCCCCCAAAGCAGAAGUGGGCGUGAUCGCCAAGGCUCUGGUGCGUCUUCUGCGGAGUCACAGUGAAGUCCAAUAUGUUGUUCUUCAAAACGUGGCCACGAUGACUAUUAAAAGAAGGGGGAUGUUUGAACCUUACCUGAAGAGUUUCUAUAUCCGCUCCACUGACCCAACGCAGAUAAAAGUCCUCAAGCUUGAGGUUCUCACCAAUCUUGCCAAUGAGACCAACAUCUCCACAAUUCUCAGAGAGUUUCAGACGUACAUCAAAAGCAUGGAUAAAGACUUUGUGGCCGCCACCAUCCAAGCUAUCGGCCGCUGCGCCACCAACAUUGGAGAAGUGAGGGACACGUGUCUGAAUGGCUUGGUGCAGCUGCUGUCCAACAGAGACGAGCUGGUGGUGGCCGAGUCGGUGGUGGUGAUCAAGAAGCUGCUGCAGAUGCAGCCCGAGAAGCACAGCGACAUCAUCAAGCACAUGGCCAAACUGACGGACAACAUCCAGGUGCCCAUGGCGAGGGCCAGCAUUCUCUGGCUCAUCGGCGAAUACUGCGAGCACGUGCCUAAGAUCGCCCCGGACGUCUUGAGGAAGAUGGCCAAGUCCUUCACCAACGAGGAGGACAUCGUCAAGCUGCAGAUACUCAACCUGGCCGCCAAGCUCUAUCUCACCAACUCCAAACAGACCAAACUGUUGACGCAGUACGUCCUCAACCUGGCCAAGUACGACCAGAACUACGACAUCCGUGACCGGGCGCGCUUCAUCCGCCAGCUCAUCGUGCCCACUGAGAAAAGUGGAGCUCUCAGUAAAUACGCCAAGAAACUCUUCCUGGCCCUCAAGCCCGCGCCCGUCCUGGAAUCUCCGUUUAAAGAUCGAGACCACUUCCAAUUGGGCUCGCUGUCCCACUUGCUGAACGCCAAAGCCGGCGGCUACCAGGAGUUGCCCGACUGGCCGGAAGCCGCCCCAGAUCCCUCCGUGCGCAACGUGGAGGUGCCCGAGUGGACCAAAUGCAGCAGUCGAGAGAAAAGGAAGGAGAAGAAAGUAGAGAAGCCUUUCUAUUCCGAUUCCGAGGGCGAGUCUGGGCCCACCGAGUCUGCGGACAGCGAGUCGUACUCCAGCGGCUCCGACAGCGGAAGCGGCAGCGCCGAAAGCUCGGGAUCCGAGAGCCAAGAAAGUGAAGAAGCAUCCGACUCCGAGGAAGAGGUGAAGGACACAAAGAAGAAGAAGAAGAAGGAAGAAUUGAAGAAGCCGGUACAAAGAAGCGAAAGCAGUGAGCAGAGCAGUGAGGAAGAAGUCAGGAAGCGCGCCAGGAAACAGAAGCAACAGAAGAGCGACUCCGAGUCAGAGUCGGACAACGACAGCGAUUCCGAAAGUAGCCCGUCCGAAUCAGAAGACUCCGAGUCGGAGGUGGAUGUCAAAAACAAGAAGAAGGCAGUGCAAUCCAAAGCUCCCCCCAAGCCCGUCACAAAAGAGAGCAAGAAAGAAAUGUCGCUGCUGGACCUUGACGACUUCGAAGCUGCCCCUUCGCCUCAAGUGACGCCCGUCAACUCCUUCCUGUCCAGCAGCCUCGCGACCGACCUGGAGGGCUUGUCUUUGUCCGACUCGGUCCUCUCGCCCACGGCCAUCUCGCCACCGGGGGCGCAAAAGAGCUACGAACUGCUGCACCGCAUCACCGGCGAGGGCCUGUCGGUGGAGUACUGCUUCAGCCGCCAGCCGUUCGGCCCCGACGCCAACAUGGUGGCGGUGCAGAUGCAGUUUGUCAACAGCGCCGCCGCUGACGCCAAGAACCUCCACAUGGAGGACGUUAAGCUGCAGUCGGGCAUGAGGGUCAAGGAGUUCCCGGAAAUCGAGCUGCUGCCUGCGGGCGAGACGGCCACGGCGGUGAUGGGCAUCGACUUCUGCGACUCCACACAAGCGGCAAAUUUCCAGCUGUGCACUCACAGCAGGAAGUUCUUCGUGUCCAUCCAGCCGCCAGUGGGAGAGCUGAUGAAACCCGUUUUUAUGACCGAGAACGAGUUUAAAAAGGAACAAGGUCAGCUGAUGGGCAUGAACGAGAUCACGGAGAAGCUGACGCUGGGCGCCAAUUGCCGGAACGAGCACGCCAUCGUGCAAAAGGUGACGGCCGCCGCCAACCUCAGCAGAGUGCCCUGCGGUUCUGACAAGGAGUGCAGGUUUGGCGGUAGGACGGCCAGCGGCGGCAGCCUGGUGCUGGUCACCGUGGCCAGCGAGGAGGACGGCGCGGCCCGGCUGACGCUCAACUGCGACAAGAUGGUGAUCGGCACCAUGCUGGUAAAGGAUGUACUGCUGGCUCUCACGCAGUGACACGCUCGCUCUCCCUUCCUGUCCGUUUGUCUCCCGCCUUCUCCCAGAAUGUUUGUGGGAUUUCCUUCGCAACAUCUCGUCUUUGUGACAAUCGCGUCUGCACAUGGGAACAACAUGACAGCUACUCUGUUACUUUGAAGUGCUGCCUCCAAAAUGCCUGCUUUUGGCAUGUUAUUCUUUUUUUUUAUUGUAAAAUAUUUAUGUGAAUAUUUUUCUUCAAUAGUUUGCACCAUAGUCUAGAUUGAAGAACAUUGGAGAAUUUUUUUUUGUUUUAAAAAAUUUGCCUAUUUAGAUGUUUGUUAAUAUUAGUUGGAUGUUUUUCAUUUGUAAUUUAAAUUUUUCAUUUGUCAUUUUAAAUGAUUUUUCUACCAAAAUUAAGGAACAGUUGAGAAAAAUUCUAGUUAUUUUAUUCUAAUAAUUUUAGUCAGGUUUUAUGUAUUAAAACCAAUUCAGACCAAAAUUUCAGUUACAUAUAACACUUUGAAAAAAAAAUCAUAUUAAGAUUUGGUUAUCACCUUGGUAAUUUUAGAAUUAUUUGUAUCUAAGUCAAUUAAUCUAAUAGUUAUCAAAUUUAUAUUAUUUAUUAACUAUUUUACCAAAUUCCACAAAUUCAAAAUACACACCAUGUUUUUUUAUUUAUAAGAAAGCAAAAACAAAUUGUGCUGAAUCAUCUCCCAAGCAAUGUUUGUUUUCAAAUGAACUGACGUGUUCAUUACUUAUCAGUAUCAUUACUUUUAAUCACAAUGGCUGUAUGUCCUGCUUGACUAGUGGAAGUUUAUUUAUUACACAAAUAAAAAAAAAAAUUACAAAAA